Messenger RNA from Lactuca sativa (garden lettuce), 702 nucleotides. RefSeq names its product early nodulin-like protein 17. Gene Ontology annotation, molecular function: electron transfer activity. Lineage: Eukaryota; Viridiplantae; Streptophyta; Magnoliopsida; Asterales; Asteraceae. Gene Ontology annotation, cellular component: plasma membrane. The record is from RefSeq and is a predicted model, not a curated record.
AAUAGAAACGAGAGGUCUGGAAGAAACUCGAAUUUGUCAGUCUCAGUACUUUCGCAUACGGAAGCAGAAUGAGAAUCAGCCGCAGUAGCAGGUGGUCGACGGCGGUCGGAGUGCUGUUUUGCGCCGUGGUUAUGGUGAUGUUGCCGGAUGUCUCUGCCAAACGAUUCAUCGUCGGAGGAAAUAUGGGCUGGACUUCCAACGUCAACUACACUCUUUGGGCAGGAAACCAAACUUUCUACCUCGGCGAUUGGCUCUAUUUUGUGUAUGACAGGAACCAAAACGAUGUACUGGAAGUCAACAAAACAAACUACGAAACAUGCAAUGCUGAGCACCCGCUUCACAAUUACACCACGGGAGCAGGAAGAGAUGUGGUGCCACUCAAUGUGACACGUGAUUAUUACUUCAUUAGCAGCAAAGGGUUUUGCUAUGGAGGCAUGAAACUACAUGUACACGUCAUCAAUUUGCCACCACCACAAGCAGCAACUGUAAAAAGCCAUUCCUCGAGAUUUACUGCUGUUAAAAACCAGCUUUUUAUAUCCUUGGUGGUCGCUGUUGCUGCCAUUUGGGAUACUUAAAUGAAAUCCUACAGAAUGGGUAAAUGGUAAUUUUGGUUUUCGUUAAAAUUUAUUGUUCAGUAAUGUGCUAAAGUGAAAGAAGAAAUUAACUUUUAUUUUAAACUAUAUCAUGCUUGAAUUUCACUUC